Messenger RNA from Aspergillus homomorphus CBS 101889, 1419 nucleotides. RefSeq lists its product as uncharacterized. The coding region runs from base 1 to 1419 and encodes 472 amino acids. Gene Ontology annotation, cellular component: membrane. The transcript is spliced from 3 exons. Gene Ontology annotation, biological process: amino acid transmembrane transport. The record is from RefSeq and is a predicted model, not a curated record. Gene Ontology annotation, molecular function: amino acid transmembrane transporter activity. NCBI's taxonomy places the organism in Eukaryota, Fungi, Ascomycota, Eurotiomycetes, Eurotiales, Aspergillaceae.
AUGUCUCGUUUUGACCCCUUCACCCUGUUCGCGCUUGCAGCAAUGUCCGCCUCCGAGGAAAAAGCACCGGGGCCCGACUCUGCAAUAGGAAAUCGACCCGACGCAGACGCCGCAGGCCCAGGCUCGCACACUGAAAGCCUGUCAGCAACCGGAAUCCAAGAUGAAAUGCACCGGGAUUUGGGCAACAGGAAGAUUCAAUUGGUCGUGAUCGGCACUGCAUUGUUCAUCAGCAUCGGCACGGCCUUGCAGCAGGCAGGGCCCGGCGGGUUACUUGUCGCUUUUGUGAUCCAUAAUGUCUUCCCCGCCGUGGAGAACAACUGUAUGGCGGAGAUAUCGACCUACAUGCCUGGCAGCGGCGGUUUCAUCCGCAUGACCGGCAACUGGGUCGACGAUGCUCUGGGAUUUACUGCGGUUAUUGUGAUUCUAUUCGAGAUCACCGCCUUGAAUCUGGUCUUGUGGUUCUGGAGCGACAACAUCCCGCCGGCAGCGGUCUGUGCGGCUUGCAUCGUGCUCUACGGAUGCCUCAACGUGGUCGCUGUUCAUGUGUAUGGAGAAGCUGGAUUCUGGCUAUCCAGCGGCAAAGUGAUUCUUCUGUUGACGCUAUUCGUCUUCACCUUCGUCACCAUGGUUGGCGGUAGCCCUGCCGGCGACGCCUACGGCUUCCGGCACUGGGAGACUCCAUUCGCCGAAUCCUUGACACUGGGCUCGGUGGGUCGCUUCCAGGGCUUCCUCGCCAGGCUGUGGCUUGCUGCGUUCACCUGUACCGGACCGAAAUUCAUCUUCAUGAUCGCCGCCGAGGCGAAGCACGAACGCAUCUAUCUGAAGAACGCAUACAAGAUGGUAUACUGGCGGUUCAUGAUUUUCUUCGUGGGCAGCGCUCUGGCCGUGAGCAUCCGCAUCGCCUACAACGACCCGACGCUAGUGGCACUGAACAGCACCAGCUCGGGAACAGGCGCCUCAUCGCCCUACAGCAUCGCCAUGAAGAACAUGGUUGUGGAAGUUCUGCCCGACCUCGUGGCGACGAUCCUCAACUACAUUAUCAUCUGCAUCACCUACCUCUGCUUCUUCCGCGCCUCCCUGCCGGAUCGCGGCUGGGUGCAGCCGUACUGCGGGUACAUCGGCCUGGCGUGGAUGAGCUUCGUGCUCCUGUUCUACGGCUACACCUGCUUCGAGCCCUGGGAUCCCAAGCUGUUCCUCCUCAGGUAUGUUCUCCCCAUCUUGAUGCCCGUCUUCUACUUCGCCUGGAAGCUAUUCCGGAACACGCGCUUCCGCCGUCCCCAGGAGGUCGAUCUCCGCUGGGAGGCCCUCGAGAUCACGGCCUACGAGGCUGUCUUAGUGGCCACCGAGCCGCCGAGCUCGCUUUGGGAUGAGUGUGUGCGGCCGUUUCGGAGGUGGUGGCAGCAGGGGAAGGUGGUGUAG